This is a messenger RNA of Bipolaris maydis ATCC 48331, 660 nucleotides long. RefSeq lists its product as uncharacterized. The record is from RefSeq and is a predicted model, not a curated record. Lineage: Eukaryota; Fungi; Ascomycota; Dothideomycetes; Pleosporales; Pleosporaceae.
AUGGCCCCUCGCACUGAGCAUGAACCUAAAAAGCAUCACUGCGUCAACCCCGGUGCUAGAGAUCGUCCAUAUCUCAACGCACACACUGGUGCUGGUGUCAAUAAACACCGCCCCGCCAGCGGUAGAAGCAAUGCCUGCGUCAGCUCCACCUUCAAAUCAAGCCACCAGGGCAGUCAAAGUCGAAGUCGUUACGUUCGUGUCUCGUCUCCGGAUGUAGAUGCUGUAGAGCAUCAUCCCAAGAUCCGCGACGAACAUCACGGUAAGAACGGCAGCAAUGGCAUUGGCAAACUUCAUGCCCAGCACCACAACACUCGCCUUGUCAACAGCCAUGACUACGACGGAGACACAAAAGCCAGUGCCACGCCACGUCUUCCUAUCAAGAAACACAGCUCCACUUCUUCUUCCUCUCCUACUACCACCCAGCCCCCCUCCACCUCCACCAUCAAACCCCUCAGCACCAGCACCAGCACCCGCGACAUCAUCGCCAUCCCCAAGCCCCUCUUCGCCCGCCGCCGCCACUGCACCGACCCCGUCAAGCGCGCCUUUACGAACCACAAUCUGCGUGCUAUUCUGUCCGACAAGCCGUGGCCAACGCAGCGCAAGAAGGCGAGUGCCGAGAAGAUGGUGCUGAAGAUGGGGAUAAGGAAGGAGUAUAAGUGA